AUGUCGACUUACCGAAAAGAGAUUCUCCCCACCGCCGGUUCUGUCGGCCCGAUUCGCUCCAAGAUCGACCGAGCAACCAGCAAACCCUUGAUGGAAAAGCGAAGACGAGAAAGAAUCAACAAGUCGCUCAACGAACUCAAGUCCAUUCUCUUAGAAGCCUACCGACGAGAUUCCGCCUCCUGCUCGAAGCUCGAAAAAGCCGACAUCCUCGAAAUGUCCGUCCGAUACAUUCAUUCCCUGAAGACCCCAAGCGGCUAUCCUUUCCCUGGAGCCGUCCUUCCAGCCCAUGCUCAGCCAAAGCCACAGCCGCAAGCAGCAAGUGAAUUGAGCCGGGUCCUAGCAACUUGCCCAGAAAUCAGCGAAGAAUCAAAGCGAAAAAUCCUCGGUUCCAUCUCCCCGAAUUCCAGCGCCCCUCGAGUCCCCCUACCAGCCCCUCAGAAGCCUGCUCCACAAAACCCGCUCAAUUUGCCAACCCAGCAGCAAAUCGCCUUCCAACAGCAGCUUCUGGCCGCUCAGCUCGCCCAGUACGCCGCUGCUCAAAGCCUCGCCGUUUCUCAAAAAGCACCAAGCAUCCCUCGAUCCGACUCGUUGAGUUCCGGCGUCAGCUCUGAUGAAGAUUCAAACUCCGAUGUGAACUCGCUCUCUUCAUUUCCUUCUUCCCUUCCCGAAAACAAAGCUCCCGAGGCGGCCAUUCCACAAGCCAGUACAAGUCCGAUCUUCCGUCCCUGGUAA
Molecule: messenger RNA, 732 nt
Organism: Oikopleura dioica
Lineage: Eukaryota; Metazoa; Chordata; Appendicularia; Copelata; Oikopleuridae
Source: the annotation of a GenBank genome assembly